AUGGCGUCCACUUCUCUCAGCAAAAUGGUCAGAAAUUUGUCAAAAACUCUACUUAAUAGCUCAAGAAUGACAGUAAACUACAGAUUAACAGGAAGAGGGCUAUCAGAUUCACAAAAUAAGGGCGAAAGCGAGAGUAAAGCGGGCGAAAUUAGCAAGGAAUCAGCCUCCAAUGAAAAGCAAGGAGUGAAAGACCCAUAUGCAGCGUUUCCAAAUGAUGUCAAUCCAGUUACUGGUGAAAAAGGCGGACCAAAGGGACCAGAACCGACACGUUAUGGUGACUGGGAAAGAAAAGGACGGUGUAUAGACUUCUAG
Molecule: messenger RNA, 312 nt
Organism: Paramuricea clavata
Lineage: Eukaryota; Metazoa; Cnidaria; Anthozoa; Malacalcyonacea; Plexauridae
Source: the annotation of a GenBank genome assembly